Molecule: messenger RNA, 6379 nt
Organism: Mercenaria mercenaria
Lineage: Eukaryota; Metazoa; Mollusca; Bivalvia; Venerida; Veneridae
Product: beta-lactamase domain-containing protein 2-like
Exons: 10
Coding region: 3914-5272 (452 amino acids)
Source: RefSeq, a predicted model, not a curated record
GACAUGUUCAUGAAUACGCCCAAAGAUCAGUUUUAUCGUGCGGCACGAAUUCACCAAGACCCUCAAUGGAAGUUUUUAUUGAAAGCCUACACGGUUCCUAAAUACGCUAAGAUUUUUACCAACUUCAUCUUGUUUCCGGGUUCUCUAAUUGCCAGAUCUACGAAGGCUGUAGCGGAAGUGCCACAAUCGGUCUUUACUCACAAUAACCCAGAUGUACGCGAGGUGCCAUUGUCUUCAGCUUUCACUUCCGGUACCGCACGUGGGUAUGCUAAAUUGUACGGUAUUCUUGCUAACGGAGGGUCGGAUGGGAAGUAUCGCUUGUUGUCAGAAAAUGCUAUUUAUAAACUAGGGACGUCUGUAGUGUCUGGUGUGGACGCAGUUUCUGGAUUAUAUGAGUCCUAUAGCACAGGGAUGCAUAUAAUGGAGAAUCCAAAGGGACAACGAGUGUUUGGACAUCCGGGUCACGGAGGUCAGAUUGCACUGGCAGACUUGAACAAUGGUCUUGGUAUAGCAUUUCUCACUAACUACAUAACAAUCUAUGCACAAGGUGACCAUCCACGAUAUUUGGCACUUGUCCAAGAACUUUAUAAUUGUUUGGACGAUUAUUUAAAGAGCAAAUAAUAAAAGUCAAUGUAACUUGAUUUGAAACAGCGUGUGUAUAUCUUAUUAGGCAUCUGUUAACUAUUUAGAUGUUUAACCAUCGACUUCUCCACGAACAUAAUCCUCGGUCAAAUUCUUUUUGAGUUGUAUGCUCAACAAACUUUUAGGCACUUUUUAUGCAUCUUUUUGACAGAGUCAAGGGCUAAAACUAAACUCUGGUCUGACUGUGUGAAAUCCCAAUCAAGUAAAACACCUGCUGAAUGUCAGUCCUUGCGGUUUGAUGACUUUGCGUCAAAUAAUAUUUUUUAAGUUUUGCAUGACACAAAAUCGAACGUACAAGUGCAACUCAAAGUGACCCCCACCCACUCAGAAAAGAAAAAUAAAUAAAAAUAUGGGGGUAGGGCACAAUCGUUUUAAUUAAUUUGGUAAGUUAUUGGCAGGACAAAACACCAAAUAUUUUGCUGAGUGAGCAACGCGAGCAUUGCGAUAUAUAUAUACCCUUUUCCUCGUCUUGAUUGCAUGGGAACAAAAUGGACAAGAAAGGAAAUGCACUAUAGGUUACUAAUUUGAACAGCACCCACAAGGGUACAAUCGUUUGAAUGCUAUUCUGUUUUAAAAUUUUGUAUUACUUAAUAUGCUCUUUACAAAAUGUUUCUAAAAGAUGUCCAAGAUUUAAAUUUUAUCUGAAGUCAGCGAAGAUCUAAACUAAAAAGGCAAAAUCAGAAUGACUGGAAACAUUAAGAACAACAAGCACUACCUGGGCCCAUAUCUAACAUCAUUCUUAUUUGUUAUUCAAAUAUCUAAAAAAUCAAGGUACCAUUAACAGACGCGAUCAAACCGAGUCUACAAUUUAUUUUCUUUGCUGUAAAUUUUAUUUCCUUUAUAACGCAUAUAAACUGUUGAAUCUUUGUAUAUUUCUUUGUUGUCGUAUAAGCUAUAUUUAUUACAGAUUGUAUUAAGGUUGACAAAUAUAUAAGACAGAGAGGAAUUGUAGCAUUUCAUAGAUUAAGUCUAGAUUUCAGUCAAACUUAAAUUGAGGAAUAUGAACACAGUACCACAUAACUAUAUAUAGUUUGACUAUGAAUGCGAACAAAGGAAUACCUAAAAUGAACCUACUGAAAGCGGUCUCUUGAUUUUGACGAGGUGUAAUAGCCAAAACUUUUGGCACGUUUGCUAGGAUAUUUGUGUGCCAACAAAUUUGGGGAACCUUUCACAUGGGUUUGUUGAAAGGUAAAUACCGGUUGGAAAAUGACACUUGAUGUUAAGUCGGUUUUCUGUUUCCCUCCCUCUCUCCGAUGCUACGAAAUGGAGAACUGAGACUCAGUGUACAUUACAACAAAUUAUCACAUUUAUACUAUGAGUGUUUUAAACCAAGUUGUAAGUAUACAUAUAUUACAAAAAUGUAUUCACAUAAGUACAGAAUAAUUGUCAGCAAUUAAUGGCGGACUUACCUUUUUUUCUGAAACAUUUUACUUUGUUUUGUACGUUCAGUAAAUCAUGUAAAUGUUAGACUUACCUUCUUGAAUAUUUUUACUUUGUUUUGUACGGUCAGACCAGUGUGCACUUGUAUAUUUUUUAAAAUUUCGUGUAUUAUUUGCUCCUUUGACAUAGUCUUAAAUUAUUGGAGGUUCUUUGAAAGGUGAAAUACUAGUUAGAACCAGAACUGCAUUUGGCCUUUCUCUAAACGUCCCACCUACUGUGAUCUCUAACGUUUGUCUAUGAAGCCCUUAUAAAUUCAAGAGUCGCCAUAUGACCUAUAAUUGUGUCGGUGCGACGUUAAACCCAACAAAAUAAAAUAAAACUUAUAAAUUCAGACACUAUAAAUUUCUACAAUUGAUAAUGCGUCGAAAAUAAAAUACACCAUUUACUGGUAACCAGGAUGAUUGGUGAAAUCCAUCACUGUGUUGUGUAAAUAUACAGUCAAACACCUUUGAUCUUUCGAACAGUAUAGACAUAUAGGUCAGAUAUUGUUAUAGAAACGUGGCUUCGAAUAGGUUGAAACAAGUGUAGGGAAACCUGUAAGUCAAUGAGACAUAAGCUGACUGGAUAAAAAACAAAGUGUGUGUCAUCAGGUAAUACGAUGCUUUCUGUGAAAUUUGGAAUAUUUUACAUGUGUCUGGCUGAAUUCAUGACUUUUAAUUGUAACUUAACAAUAAAAGGUGUCAGCUGGCAUUUGACCUCUAUAUGGCAAUCAACCAUUAUGUGGGGAUAUGAGUGUUUGAUUGGUUAAGCCUAUAUAAUUCACUGGUGUCAGACAUGUUAUCUUAUUGAAAUACAUGUAACCACAUUUUAUCAUUCAUCUCUCAAUAUUGGGGUAUGUGACAGAGUCAUUUCUUAUAAUGGAAACCUAUAGAAAAAUCAAGAGCAGUGCCUGACAUAUAGUGUUUUCAUAUAUUUAUUUAUAGCCAAAGGUAUUACCUUAAAUUUAAUAUGUUAAAUCAAAUUCAAAAGAAAAACAAAUGUUAAGAAAAUCUGAGCAAUCAGUGAAAUUAUAAUUUACAUGUCAAUGUUAUCAAGAUGUUAACCUUAGAUGUAUGGUGUAAAUUCAGCAAAGAAAUGGGAUACGCUCCACAGAACAAAAACAACAAAAAACAAACAGACAGAGAAACAUUUUUCCAGGUGACUGCCAUGUUUUACUGGAUUAUAGUGUAUUGCAGUCCAAAUAACUUUCAAAGAAUUCUGUCAUCUCGAGUUUUCUAAUUGUGUUUUGUUCAGCGCAUGUCUACCAUAAACAUAUUCAUUCAAACAGAAUCUACAAUUAUUUUGCUUGGUUGCAUUAUUUGCGUGCAAAGAAUCUUCUUGCCGCACUCGGUCUGAAAAUGUGAAAAAGAACACAAUGUUCCAACAGAUUUGACUUUUUGUCUUGAUAAUACAAAACUGGUAAAAUGUCAUCAAGGAUCUACAUGCAGUUUUAUAAGAACUUUAAGAUAUUUUCACAUUUGUCGCUCUGUUUAUAAAUCGAACGAAUCCAUUUCAUUCGACGACGGCGACAAAAACGGGUUCGGUUCGGACGCUUUUCUUGUUCAACGUGUAUGCGAAGGCUUUGACUUAUUUAAUUGAGAUGUUUUUCAAUUUUCAAGUCAUUGCUUUAAAUACACUAAGAACCAAAUCAAAUAUCAAAAAUCAUAAAUUAAUAUAGUCAGUAUAAUAUCUGAAGAUAUAUAAUAUGCAUGGUAUUAAAAGUUCUAAGCUAAUUUCCACCUAAUUACGCUACUUUCGUCAUUUAAUUGUUACAUACAUAAUCUAUGACACAGUAAAACAAAUAUAUCUUAAAAAGCGGCUCAUAUCUUUAAGACUUGUAUACAUAUCGCAGAUGUACAUGAUUACUCAAGUAUAUCGUUUCACAAAAUAUGGGACAUAUUACAUAUACAUGUACAUUUUAAACACAAAAAUGGGAUUUGUUAAACAGAGUAUUAUAUUUUGUAUCUUGAUAAUUUUGUAUACCUACAUCUCGACGUUGCUGGAGCCAAAACUACCAGUGAAUGUGGAUGGAUAUGUUCACCCGGCAUUUAAACGAGUUGCGGAAGUGUUUAGGGAAAAUGUUGAACUCGACAGAAAUCCUGGCAUAGCAUUUGCAGUUUACCACCGGGGUGAAUUAUUAAUUGAUAUGUGGGGUGGUUAUGCCGACGUUGAGGCUCAGAGACCUUGGAGCCGUGACACAAUAGCGCUUGCGUAUUCGGUAUCUAAAGGUGUAGCAGCCAUUGUUGUAGCCAAAAUGGUUGAAAAAGGUCAUCUAGAUUAUGCCCGUCCAGUUGCCACAUAUUGGCCAGAAUUUGCACAACAGGAAAAAGGAAAUAUCACGGUUGAGAUGUUGCUUAGUCAUCAGGCAGGUCUAGUGACACUUGAUGAACCAGUACAUGUACGAGAUAUCAAAGACAAUCCAGAGAAGGUGGAUAGAAUAUUGGCACGACAGAAAACAUCUUGGCCAGCAGGUACCAAUUUCGGUUACCAUUCGUUAUCAUUUGGUCCAUAUGUAGACACAUUAGUGAAAAAGGCGGACCCUAAAGGUCGGGACAUAGUUCAAAUAUUCAAAGAUGAUAUUGCCGAUGUCUAUGAUCUUGACAUGUUCAUGAACACGCCGAAGCAUCAGUUUUAUCGUGCGGCACGAAUUUACCAAGACCCUCAAUGGAAGGUUUUGCUGAAGGCCUUAACGGUUCCUAAAUAUGCUAAACUUUUUACCAACUUCAUCUUGUUUCCGGGAUCUUUGUUUGCCAGAUCUACAAGAGCAGUGGCGGAAUUUUCAAAGUCUGUCUCUACUCACAAUGACCCAGAUCUACGCGAGGUGCCAGUUUCUUCUGUCUUCACUUCCGGCACUGCACGUGCUUAUGCUAAACUAUACGGGAUUUUAACUAAUGGAGGGACGGGCCUGCUUUCACAAAACACUAUUAAUAAACUAGGAACGCCUAUUGUGUCUGGUGUGGAUUCAGUUACCGGACUAAAUGGUUCUUGUAGCACAGGGAUGCAAAUAAUGGAGAAUCCAAAGGGACAGCCAGUGUUUGGACAUCCGGGUCACGGCGGUCAGAUUGCACUGGCGGAUGUAGACAAUGGUCUUGGUAUAGCAUUUCUUACUAACUUCAUAACAGUCUAUGCACAAGGUGACCAUCCACGAUAUUUGGCACUUGUCCAAGAACUUUAUAAUUGUUUGGACGAUUAUUUAAAGAGCAAACGAUAAAAGACUUGAAGCAGCAAGUGUAUAUCUAACAGAUGGAUGAAUAAUAUGUAUAUGUUAUAUAUAAGUUAUAUAUGUAGAUGGUUGAACACAAACUUUUCCACGAAAAUAUUGUAACUUCUUGCUUGUGUUUUUAUGUUGCUUUGGAUACGCGAAAACAGGUUUCUUGUAAUUUGAAAGGUAGUUUGGUUAGUGAGUGAUAAAGCACCAAGUUCUUUGAUGAGAAAGGCAAUAUGUUACCUCUCUGCAUGUGAAAGAGGUUAGCAGAGUAACUAUAUAAUAAAAUAUAUCAGCUGAUUCGAACAGAGCCAACAACAAUAAAGUUACUAGCUAUUUUUAAGGAUUUUUAUAAAAUAUUCAUGUAUAUUAUAAAAGAAUACAAUUCCUGUAAGCACUGAGCGCAGCAAUAACUGCCUGGGCCUGUCCCAGUAAACAUUUGACGUCGGUUAGACGUCGUAUUGACGUCGGACCCCGAGGUCACAUUAACAUUGGAUUUUGGUUGGAUUUGCAAACCGUUUAGACGUCGCAAUCCCGACGUUGGCUAGACGUCGCAAUCCGACCAUUUUCCAAACUAAAUCUAACCACUUUUCAACCAAAAUCUGACCAAAUUUUCAACGUUUUUUGCGAUCAAACAAGUAUAGAGAAUCAGAAUUGAAACUAUAUUUUAAGAGAUAUUGAUAAUUAAUUGUUUGAAUGUUAAUGAAAUUAGUUGCAUUUCCUGUACAAGAAUAUUGAUACUAAAUAGUAUUAGCCAUUGACACACCAGAUACAGUUGGUCAAGUUUUGCUCCUAGAAACAUAUCACAUGGAUAUUAUGUUAGGAGUUAAUGGCAAAACGUGAGUAAAUGUAAAUGUAUAUAAAAGCUGUAAACAUUGUAUAUGAUGUUUAAUGCUAAUAAAGUAUAUUGUAUUGUAUUGUAUAAGAGGCUGAUCGUGUAGAGCCUUAACGUUGUGUGACAGAACCUUGUUCUGUACCAUGUAUUUCACUGGUAAACAAAGGAGCUCCUUCAGUACCGGUGUUAUAUUAUUGCGACGGGGCGUCCUAGUGAUAACGCGAGCUGCUGUGUUCAUGACAUGUUUCACUUUAUCAAGUGUGCUGUUUGGAAUACUU